AUGUCAAUGACGCCGAAAGUGUUGCUGGAAAAGACUGCAAACUCGGAUCUCACUCAAAACGAUCGCUCUGUCUCACAGUUUAUGGAGCUUAUCUUCAAUCAGAUUGCUAUCAUGAAUCCGCAGGAACAUGCGGUGUUCGAGAAUGGGAAGGUGUUCAUGGUUCAUCCGUGGAAUUUUGGCUUCAAUAGGCAGGAUUGCCCAGAUGUUGGAGGGGGAAAGAGACUUUUCCCUGGUACACAAAAGAGUGUGCGGUUCAUCGAGGGACCAAAUGGGCGUGAUUACAACAAUCCAGCUCUCAUUAUUGAUGCGAAAAAGGCUGCGUUCCAUGAAGAGCUUAGUUUAAUCGAGAAAGCAAAAGCGAUUCUUGGUGAUGAGUCACUUGCGAAUGUGACCGAAAUAGGAGCUGAACGUCUAAAUGCAGGCAUGAGAGGUUUAUUCUUCUACACAAAGCACAUGGGUUACGAAUGUGAUCAUCAAAUUGCUGGCAUAGCGAAGCACACUGCCAUCGAUACUACGUAA
Ostertagia ostertagi is the source of this 519-nucleotide messenger RNA. The record is from the annotation of a GenBank genome assembly. NCBI's taxonomy places the organism in Eukaryota, Metazoa, Nematoda, Chromadorea, Rhabditida, Trichostrongylidae.